Culex quinquefasciatus (southern house mosquito) is the source of this 1478-nucleotide messenger RNA. It is a transcript of the gene Stlk, whose product is annotated as STE20-related kinase adapter protein alpha. Gene Ontology annotation, biological process: protein phosphorylation. The transcript has 2 exons. NCBI's taxonomy places the organism in Eukaryota, Metazoa, Arthropoda, Insecta, Diptera, Culicidae. The record is from RefSeq and is a predicted model, not a curated record. The coding region runs from base 142 to 1230 and encodes 362 amino acids. Gene Ontology annotation, molecular function: ATP binding; protein serine/threonine kinase activator activity; protein kinase activity.
CUUUUUCAUGGUUCUGCUCAAGAUCUGAAAAUCUGUAUUUUUUUCAACUUGCUGAAAAACGGUCAAUUUUGGGAAAGUUUAAAAAACUGUGACAUUUCAUUGGACUUCUGGAGUGCGGUAAAAGUAAACAAUCCUCUUGAAAUGCAGCAAACAACGUUCGAUCACGACUUCCGAAGUUACGAGCUCAAGGUGGAGUUGGCCAAAUGUUUCAACGGGAUCGUCUACCUGGCCCAACAUCGGCCCUCGAGGCGGCACGUCGCAGUCAAGAAGUUCCUGAUGGAGGACAUCAAGAAUGACUUCAACUUCAUCAUGGAAGAGUCGAAACAUUUGCGCGAAUUUGACCACCCGAACAUCCUGAGCUAUCACACGGCCUUCGUACACAAUCUGGACCUGUACUUUAUCCUGCCGCUGAUGUGCUUCGGUUCGUGCCGGGACACCAUGAGCAAUUACUUCGAAACGGGCCUGCCGGAGAUUGUGCUCGCGUGCAUUCUGCGGGACGUCGUCAACGGGCUGGAGUACUUGCACCGGAAGGGAUACAUCCACCGGUCAAUCCGGGCCAGUCACAUCUUCCUGAACGAGUCCCGUGCCGUCAUCGGGGGCUUCCGGGUGUGCACCAGCUUCCUUGGGGAAGGCAAACGCGUCAAAACCAUGCACGAAUUGCCUCCCCACUCGACAAAGAGCCUAAACUGGCUCGCGCCGGAAGUGCUGGCCCAGAACCUGCUCGGGUACACGGAAAAGUCGGACAUCUACAGCCUGGGCAUUAUGACGUGCGAGCUGGCGAACGGUGUGGAACCGUUCAGCAACUUCCAGACGACGCUGAUGCUGACGGAGAAGAUGCGUGGCUAUCAGCCGCAGCUGCUCGACUGCACCACGAUUCCCAGCGAGGAGGUGUUCGCCCAAGCGAUGGAAUCGGGCGGCGUCGGGGACAGCGGGUCGUCGCAGACGCGCCAGAUUUACGCCUCGCGGCAGUUUUCCGAUGCGCUGCACAAGUUUGCCGAGCUGUGUUUGGUUGCCAACCCGAACCUGCGUCCGAACGCCGCCGACCUGCUGGCCCACGCCGUGUUCAAGCAGUGCAAACACACCAGCAUCCGGGAGCAGUUUGCGGCGUGCGGCAUCGAAACGGCCGACUUCAACACCAUCAAAGACUACGAUCUCAACCUGUCGAGCGAAUUCUCCAGCAUGUCGAUGGACACGAGCGGUGGCGUCGAGUGGGACUUUGACGAGCAGUAGGGAAGAAACAGAUCCUGGCGUUUUUUUGCUAGUGCUUCUUGAAAGAAUCAAAACAAUCAAAAUCCAUCGUUACGUGUUGUUACUGGUCGGGAGAGUGUGUUUCCCCCACUCCUUGUUUGUUGUUUUAGAUUCGGUGCAAGGAUUUGUUUCUAGAGGCCGAUUGUAAACGCAUUCUAAACGGUUAGUGUAUAAAUUAGGCUUUUAUUACUCAUUUAAAAUAUAAUAAUAAUUUUAUAUAGAUAAAAGAA